CAACCGUCCUAAAGCAGACGCGCUAGUAGUUUCUUCAGAGUUCAGGCGCACUCCGCAGAAGCAGCGUCUUCGAUUCUCGGCUUCUCGGCAGUUCUCUGUGAUGGCAUCGUCUUCGAGUCGGCGCGCGGUGGCUCUGGCAGCGCUCGUGGUCGUCUUUCUGGUCGCCGGAGCGGGCCUUGCUGGCGCGGCGCGGCCGGCACCGGCGGAGAGGAGCGGGGACGGCGCGAUGUACUCGGCGGUGUACCCGGCCGCGGUGGUGGUGGCGGACAGGGCGAGGGAGACGGUGGAGAUGCUCAUGGCGAGGCUGCCGGCUGGGCCCAGCCCCAAGGGCCCCGGCCACUAGCUACGCACGGACGGCAAGGGCGUCGCUGUCGGGCUGAUCGAUCGAUUGGUCUCAUCUGCCUGUGAAUAGUUCAGGGUACAUAGACACACGAAGGUUAUACUAAUUUCACAUACUACAUAGUAUGAUGAUUCUUUGAUACUUUUCUUCUUGUUUUACCUUUUCUUUUUGGAAAUUGUUGAUACGAAGAUUCAAGAUUGUAUAUGGAGUAUGACCCUAGAGCGGCACACUCGGUCUUGUUUGAACUCACUAAUUGGCACCUAGGUCGC
Messenger RNA from Triticum dicoccoides, 609 nucleotides. Its product is annotated as PAMP-induced secreted peptide 1-like. The transcript has a single exon. The coding region runs from base 101 to 343 and encodes 80 amino acids. Gene Ontology annotation, biological process: defense response. The record is from RefSeq and is a predicted model, not a curated record. Lineage: Eukaryota; Viridiplantae; Streptophyta; Magnoliopsida; Poales; Poaceae.